Molecule: messenger RNA, 1590 nt
Organism: Alternaria rosae
Lineage: Eukaryota; Fungi; Ascomycota; Dothideomycetes; Pleosporales; Pleosporaceae
Exons: 2
Coding region: 352-1590 (412 amino acids)
Source: RefSeq, a predicted model, not a curated record
GCCCUGUAAUGCAGUGGGGGCUCGCAUAGUAACACAGUCAGCCAGGCGGCUACACUGGGCCGGCAGCCCCUCAACUCUGCAUCUCAGCCCCGCGCACACUUGACAUAUCGCCCACAACGCAGACGGCGCUUUCUGUCAUGGCAGGUAAAGACCGACUCAUGGACUACAGCCUUUCUCGCAAGGUGGAUGAGAAGGAGUAUAUCACCACCAUCGACCUGACUGACACCACGUUGGAGCAGAGAAGGCUGGCAGCAAACCGAACAACUACAUUUGGUCUUAAGACUUUUGGCGAACCGCAGAGUGGAGAGUUUGUCAUCGCCGCCGCUGACUUGCAUAGAUCCGGCUUCAAAGAUGAGCAUCUUCGGAUCAUCACUAUCAAAUGGCCCUGCAAUGAAUCAUGGCCCCGAGCAUCUCAUUCCUGGGUCCGGCCGCACUUCACUUAAAUCGAACGACCACGACGACGGAAAUCUACAUCAAGACUUGCCGCGGCGACUGGAAGAAUGCACAUUGUCACCCACUAGGGUAGCGAAAGAAGAUCUUGAAAUCGAAACAUUACUGGAAUUUGAAAUCCCUUACGAAUACGAUCAGAGCGAUCCCAGUCAUCUCAUUCUUCCGUCAACGGACUCUGAAGUCUUACAAGCCUUACUUUUUUACACAGCUCAAUUACGAUCAGCUCGGAAGGAGGAAGAAAUGGAGAGUUCUCAAUUCAACGUCCCACCUUUUUUAGUUUGGCCGACAAGUAUCGUGGACAAAUCAUCGGACUCGAUUGAAGAUCCAGAUCAUCAAUCGCCUCGAAAUCAAUCCAGUUCAGGCUACCUCCUUGAACACUCGCUUUAUGCCAUAGAAGAGCACAUGACUAGAGCGAGAUCAAAACUAGCGACGUCGCCGAUCGAUUCAGAACACCCGUAUAUGUUCUUUUACAGGAAAGGGGUUGCUUUUAUCGAGGUGCGGGAAGUUGAUACUCACGAUCUCGUACUGAACUUAAUGAACUCCAAUCGAGCGGUCAUCUGCGAUAUCGCGCAUUCAUCAGACAUAAUUGAAUUCGAGAUCUUGACUUGGCUGAUGGAUAGCACGCAUGUUCUAUCCAAGGAAGCUACAGAAGAGCUGAAGCUAGAUGGAUUGGAUAUCCAGAGGCUUCUGGAGUCUACGUGCUGCACUGCUAGGCGCUCGACGCAAUGGCAAAUGACGUUGAUGCUCGAGUAUUUGAGGCUCAUUGUGCUUUCAGCCAUAGCUGUGGUAGAUCAGUCUGUACCGAAGGAUUAUCCGCAUACCUUGCUACCUAGAUGCCGGGGUUCUCUCGAAGCAAUAGUCAAGGCUAUUACUCUGAUAUGUAGGAUGAACCAUGCGCACCAACAGAAGGACUACGGCCCGGAAUGUUUGAGUGUAUUUGUGAUACAAGAUGUGCCCAACAAAGAGUAUGCGGGGCUCUAUAGACUGGAAAACCUGGUCGAUUCACUCGAUCGUUGCAGUAUGUGCAAGCAGAAAACUCACUACACCAGUGUCGACGAAGCUGUGCAGCAUCUCAUACAGUUUCACGUGUCGAAAAGUGAUCAGAAACUGGAACUCAUUCGCGAGAAGUUGACCCAUUGA